This is a messenger RNA of Protopolystoma xenopodis, 1926 nucleotides long. NCBI's taxonomy places the organism in Eukaryota, Metazoa, Platyhelminthes, Monogenea, Polystomatidea, Polystomatidae. The record is from the annotation of a GenBank genome assembly.
ACUCAGCCACUGCUGGCCAAUCCACAUUGGGGAGCGGAGACAAAUGCUGUCUGGGCCGCAGGCAAUUGGGGCGAAGUGAUGCUGUCAUGCGUCAAAAGUGGGACUGGGGCGCCAUGGGGCAGGAAGGAUGGGAGCGAGAGAAAGAGAGCGACCGACCCGUCCAAAGGCUCUCGGUCGGUGGACCGAGGAGCGAAGAGAAGGAGCGACAGAACGAGGCUGCUACGAGAGGAGAGCGGUAGGACGAGAGAACAGGAGAACAGGAGAACAGGAGAAGAGGAGAAGAGGAAAAGAGGAGAAGAGGAGAAGAGGAGAAGAGGAGAGGAGGAGAGACGGAGAAGAGGCAACCAUGAGAAGGGGAGAGCGGGAAAGCGAGCGCAUUGGGAGACUGGGACAAGCUUUCGGCCAAUUGAUUGUGAGCGAGGGGCACUUGUCUUUAUCACCAAGUGGCGCCUAAGCGUUUCGCUUUACAACCUCGCCUCGCCGCGUCCCGCUAGCGACGAGAGUGGUCUGUCCGGUCGAGGGCAAUCACCGUUGGCCUUGGACUUUUUCUCGAUGCACCCGCGUUCACCUCAACUCCUGUGUCACACAUACACAUACACAUACACACACUUGUUGUCACGACGAAUUGGAGUAACCGGGCCUAGGGCCCGGUCUCGUUUCCGUCCUAUUCCCAUUCGCAUUCCCAUUCCCGUUCCCGUUCCCGUUCCCGUUCCCGUUUCUGUUCCCAUUAGCAUUGGCGAGCAAGUGCUUUUCAAUUCACUUGACACCACAGCACCCACCCUCAACCGUCUUCACUUGCUCCUGCUCAGCUCCUCCUCCUCCUCCUCCUCCUCUUCUCGCCUCUUCUGUACCAGGCCGGACUCCCUCUCGCUUCGGGAGCGCGACAAUUUCGUGUCCGGCCAGCGCUUUUCCCCACAGCCCCACUCGCGUCGGCACACCUCGACGCCGCCACCGGCCAGCAAUCACCGCUUCGGCCUCCCACCCACACUUGCCCACACUCGCCCACAAUCGUUUCGGUGUCGGCAUUCCCACUUCACGCCCUCCGUCAGCAUGCAAACCCGCUCCGAGGCCACCUCAUCCCCGUCGACGUUGACUUCGCCGUCGUCAUCGCCGUCGCCGUCGCCGUCGCCGUUCGCCAAGCCGUCAUCACAGCCGCUCCCGGCAGUGGCCGCGGCCUCCGGCCGCUUGAGUCUGUCGGAGCCGAGCAAACUGAACUCGUUCGCCCUCCCCGACGUCAACGAUGACGUCGACGUCGACGCCAACGUGAACGGCGACGCCGAACUGACGACCGCCUCGAGGACGGACGGCCCGCGGGCCUCUGUCCAGCUCCACGCCGCCCGGUCCGGAUACUUCGAUUUUGCGUCGCCGCUCGCCUCGCACUCGCACACGCACCCGCACUUGCCUCCGCAUUCGCCGUCGCCGUCGCCGUCGCCGUCGCCGUUGCCGUUGCCCGUCUUUUCGCUGCCGGCUUCGCCGCCAAUCCACGACACCGUCGCCGGCUCUGCGGCCUCUCGCGGCUGUCCGAAGCGCCCGGCCGCGACGGCCGAAGUCAAGACGGACCGUCUGAGUCCGGCCAGAGUGCGCUGCGAGACCGGCUUCUACAUCCACUCGCUCCUCCAACCCGCCGCCUCGUGGCCGUCCCACGAGCCCAAGCUCGAGUCCGCUCCUCCGGCUGGCGGACAGCAGCCAAGACGAACGACACUUUUUCCCGGUAAGUCAGACUCUCGCUGUGGCCCCGGCUGGACCCAGUUUUGGAGCAGAUUUCUCCCGUCUCUGGGGCGAUGGGAGGCGGCGUCGGAUAGCAACCGUACCAAAAAGCCCGUUUGCCAGUUCUCCCACUUCAAGCCCGCACGGAACUAUGUGCCCACUUUGCCCACGCCAGCGGUUGAUCCAAGCGGUGCCAGCAAGUCUGGCAGAAGAAUGUGA